AUGGAUGCGCCGCCAAACAGCAGCGUGGCUGGCGGAGAAAAGGCAUUCAUCAUCCAACCUUCUGAGCUUACACCCUCUCGAGCCAAUGUGGGAAAUCAUGGGAAUGGGGUGAAUGCCCAACAUUUCAAGGUGGCCCAGGAUCCUAUCCGGUGCGACAGCUGUGAUUGUGAAGAACGCUGCCUAAACCUCGGACGCAGACAUGAUGGCACGUCGAUGGAUGUAAACGAAGGCGAUGGUUUCGGCAUGGAGGAGUCCACCAUGGCCGAAAACCAGCUGCCAAGUGCUCUUCUUGGUCGUGUUCUAAUCCGGGUCGCCUCGAGAUCGAGCUACGACCCCGGGGCCUCCCCCAGUUGGUGGUUGCCUGGCCUGGACUCAAUGCUUUGUUGGUCAUCUCGUCAUCUUCAAUACAUGGGCCCCGAGCGACGUGUCAUGGAUAGGCUCAAUCAAUAUCUUUCUCAUCUUCUUCGUGGACACUCUCACAGGCCGUCUCGUGGAUGCGGGCUCUUUCCGCGCCGUUUUCUUGCCAGGUACUGCUCUUGCUGGGCGUGUGGCCAUGGGUGUCUCUCUUGUCCCGCGUUGGCGGUUCUGUCCACGUACUUCCUUUGUCGAAGAGCAUUGGCCUUGGGGAUUGCUGCUUGUGGCAGCGUGACGGGCGGACUCGUAUUCCCCAGCAUGGUCCGUCAAAUGCUUCCUUCGACGGGACUCCCUUGGACAGUGAGGACAAUCGCUUUCGUCCAGCUUGCAACAAUGAUUUUGGCCAACCUGCUGGCUCGUUCAAGGAUCAAGCGCCGAAAGGCUGGGCCGCUGGUGGAGUGGUCAGCCUUCAAGGAGUUCGAGUACACCUUUUAUGCUGCGGGGGCAUUUUUUUGCCUGCUUGAGCACCGUUUGAUUUUGCUGCUUCCACCCGUCACCACUCAUCGAAAGACCAAGUUUUACUAA
Messenger RNA from Metarhizium acridum CQMa 102, 939 nucleotides. The record is from RefSeq and is a predicted model, not a curated record. NCBI's taxonomy places the organism in Eukaryota, Fungi, Ascomycota, Sordariomycetes, Hypocreales, Clavicipitaceae.